Molecule: messenger RNA, 973 nt
Organism: Vanrija pseudolonga
Lineage: Eukaryota; Fungi; Basidiomycota; Tremellomycetes; Trichosporonales; Trichosporonaceae
Gene: ubxn-1
Product: UBX domain-containing protein 1
Exons: 6
Coding region: 12-938 (308 amino acids)
Biological process (GO): negative regulation of protein ubiquitination; negative regulation of proteasomal ubiquitin-dependent protein catabolic process; negative regulation of protein K48-linked deubiquitination
Cellular component (GO): nucleus; cytoplasm
Molecular function (GO): K48-linked polyubiquitin modification-dependent protein binding
Source: RefSeq, a predicted model, not a curated record
CACCACUCACCAUGUCCAACAAGGAGCAGCUUAUCAGCAUGGGCUUUGAGCCCGACCGCAUCGACUGGGCGCUCCGCGCGACCAAGAACGCCGGGCUGCAGCAGGCAAUGGACCACAUCCUGGACAACAGCGCGCGCGACGUGCCCGAGGCCGCGGACGACGCGCCAGAGGAGCCGGCCGACGGCGCCGAGGCCAAGUCUAUCAAGUGCAGCGAGUGCGGCAAGGUGUUCCGCUCGAGCGCGACUGCGUCUUUCCACGCCGAGAAGAGCGGGCACCAGGAGUUUGAGGAGAGCACCGAGGAGAUCAAGCCGCUCACCGAGGAGGAGAAGAAGGCCAAGCUGGACGAUCUGCGCGCCAAGCUCGCGGAGAAGCGCGCGGCCGCGAGCAAGGAGGACGAGAAGGCGCAGCGGGCGAACGAGGCCAUUCGACGCAAGGCGGGCCAGGACACCGGCCGCCUCAAGGAGGAGAUGAAGAUCAAGGAGGCGCAGAAGGACGUUGAGCGGAAGAAGCAGGAGAAGCUCGAGGACGCGCGUGCGCGUGCGGCCAUCAAGGCGCAAAUAGAGUCCGACAAGCGCGAGCGCGCCGCCAAGGCCGCCGCCGAGAAGGCCGCGCGCGAGGGCGUUGCCCAGCCGACUGCCGCCGCCCCAGCCGCGCCAGCGCGCCCUGCCGCCAACAUCAAGAGCAGCGAGAACCCCGAGACGCGGCUGCAGAUCAGGUUGCACGUCGGCGGCGCGCCGCUCGUCAAGACGUUCCCAAGCGAGAGCAAAGCCCUCGUCGACGUCGCAGAGUUUGUCGCGUCCCAGAACCUCGCUUACAGCGUCGACACGGUCAACUUUGCCACCACGUUCCCGCGCAAGAGCUACUCGCGCGACGAGAUGCGCAAGUCGCUCAAGGAUAAUGGGCUCACUCCCAGUGCUGUGCUCAUGGCCAGCGUGUAAAGGCGGCAGGGGGCACAAGUAGGUAGAUACAUGAC